AUGUUGCAAGAGCUCUACAUCCACGACCGCAAGAAGCCCGCGCAUACAGCACCGCUGCCUCCCAUCCCGUCACAGGCGCACGGAAUCCCGCUGCUGGAGCACUACCACCCGCCUCUGCGGUUCGCGCGCCGCCAUCACAGCGACGUACCCCGUCACGACGACUCCGGCUAUGCGCACUACAAGGAUAUGCGGGAAAUCGCCUUGGCGAAUGCUAUACGCGAGUUGGAAGACGACUUGGGGUCGCGCUGCGGAAUCAAGUGCUUGGAAUUGCAGAACCAACAGCUGAUUGUACAUCGCUAUAGCCAGAGUAAACUAUCACAGCAAGAGCUGGCCGACCUCCAGAAAGCGACACACUUCGACAAGAAAGAGCUACAGCAAUGGUACAAAGGCUUCCUGAAGGACUGUCCCUCGGGCAUGCUCACCAAGGAGGAGUUCCAAAAGAUCUAUAAGCAGUUCUUUCCGUUCGGGGAUCCGUCGUCAUUUGCAGAUUAUGUCUUCAAUGUCUUCGAUGCAGACAAGUCCGGCACAAUCGACUUCAAGGAAUUCAUCUGCGCGCUGAGCGUCACGAGUCGCGGCAAGAUGGAGGACAAGCUGGAUUGGGCGUUCCAGCUGUACGACAUUGACGGAGACGGCAAGAUCAGCUACGAAGAGAUGCUGGCAAUCGUAGAAGCCAUCUACAAGAUGGUCGGCUCCAUGGUUAAGCUCCCGGAAGACGAAGACACCCCCGAGAAGCGCGUUAAGAAGAUCUUCCGCAUGAUGGACAAGGACGAGAACGGCAGCUUAGACAUGGCUGAGUUCAAGGAGGGCUCGAAGCGCGACGAGACUAUCGUUUCCGCCUUGUCUCUGUACGAUGGUCUUGUGUGA
Messenger RNA from Alternaria ventricosa, 864 nucleotides. It is a transcript of the gene NCS1, whose product is annotated as Neuronal calcium sensor 1. NCBI's taxonomy places the organism in Eukaryota, Fungi, Ascomycota, Dothideomycetes, Pleosporales, Pleosporaceae. The coding region runs from base 1 to 864 and encodes 287 amino acids. The record is from RefSeq and is a predicted model, not a curated record. Gene Ontology annotation, cellular component: cytosol; intracellular membrane-bounded organelle; membrane. The transcript has 3 exons. Gene Ontology annotation, molecular function: calcium ion binding.